AUGACAUCCAUCACCAUCCUCGCCGCCCUCCUCCUCAUCAGUUGGACAUUUACCAUCCUCCUCAUCCUUAUCCUCGCCUUUGCCAUCUUUUUCCUUAAAGACAGCUACACCUUCAAGGUCCACCUUGAACGCGUCCCCACUCCUCUCACCACCACCCCCAUCGACAAACAAGCUCUCAACUGGGCUAACAAUGGCACACAAUUGCCCCCUUCACCGCCGUCACCCUCGCCGUCAUUGACAAGCACCCCCACCUUCUCCUCCUCGCCCUUCUGGGCUUCUUCCUAA
Messenger RNA from Fibroporia radiculosa, 285 nucleotides. RefSeq lists its product as uncharacterized. The transcript is spliced from 2 exons. The record is from RefSeq and is a predicted model, not a curated record. The coding region runs from base 1 to 285 and encodes 94 amino acids. NCBI's taxonomy places the organism in Eukaryota, Fungi, Basidiomycota, Agaricomycetes, Polyporales, Fibroporiaceae.